Messenger RNA from Poeciliopsis prolifica (blackstripe livebearer), 4743 nucleotides. RefSeq names its product ubiquitin specific peptidase 45 (gene usp45). Gene Ontology annotation, biological process: protein deubiquitination. Gene Ontology annotation, molecular function: cysteine-type deubiquitinase activity; zinc ion binding. The record is from RefSeq and is a predicted model, not a curated record. Lineage: Eukaryota; Metazoa; Chordata; Actinopteri; Cyprinodontiformes; Poeciliidae. Bases 288 to 2963 code for a protein of 891 amino acids. The transcript is spliced from 18 exons.
CGGCUAAAGUUGGAGCUACCGAUAGCUUAGCAACAUCUUCUGGCGAAAGUGAAACCGACAGAGGGGGGAACACCCAGUCUGCGGCUUGUUCACUCGUCGCUAGCGUAAACAUUUGGGAUGUCGUAAAGUAAAAGUACUGUUUCUGUGUGAAAGUUCCGUGUUAGUUGCUGCAUUUGUUGCGACAUGCUAAUGCAGCUAGCUGGUUAGCUAUCCAGGAAGAGUUGAGACAUCACUGUUGGCUUCAGCCAACACAGAUAGCAAAGGAGCGAGCUGAGAGAGAGCUCCAGAUGCGGCUAAAGGAUCCCUUUUCUUUGAAAGCCGCCGACAUGACAAAGCGGACUAAUAAACCGCGGAAACCUCGAGAUGAGGAGUCAUCAGAUGAAGUCAGCGGAUUGACAUGCCAACAUGUUAACAAAGCAGUGGACCUGAACUCGGUGAAGAAGUCGGUCCUGUCGAGCGUGUGGUCGGUCUGCUCCGAGUGUCUGAGGGAGAGGACGAUGAUGGACGGCGAGCCGGCAGCGUCCCACGACAUCCUGGUCUGCCUCAAGUGUGGUUUUCAGGGCUGUAACCAAUCAGGAAUCCAGCAUGCCGUCAAGCAUCACCAGACUUUUCAUCCAGAGUCGCACUGUAUCACCAUCAGUCUGAACACAUGGAAGGCCUGGUGCUUUGAAUGUAACGAAGAGCUUUCUACACACUGCAACAAGAAGGCUUUGGCUCAGACUCUGGACUUUUUGCAGAAACAUUCCAUCAAGGCGACAUCAGCAGCAUCACCCAAGAUCAUCAAGCUGCGAGAAGAACCGACAGAUUACGCUGAAGCACAAAGAGGAAAGAAUCCAGCCAUCAACAGCACCUUGGUCCCUGUUAAGGGGAUAAUUAACCUUGGGAACACCUGCUUCUUCAAUGCUGUUAUGCAGAACCUGUCGCAGACGCACAUGCUCAUUGACCUGAUUCAGGAAGUGAAGGAGAAAGGAUACAAGCUGAAGAUCUGUCCGUCUGUCGAGACAAAUCUGAGUCAGCUGACUGUGGUUCUGUCCAGCCCCGACCCACUGACUGCAGCCAUGAUUCACUUCCUGCAGAGCAUGAAGGAGUCAGGGAAAGGCCCCGUCAACCCCAAAGUCCUCUUCAAUCAGCUCUGCCAGAAAGCUCCACGCUUCAAGGGCUACCAACAACAGGACAGCCAGGAACUUCUGCACUACUUACUGGACUCCAUAAGAGUAGAAGAAACUAAAAGAGUGAAAGCGGCUAUUUUAAAGGCAUUCAACAAUCCAACAGAGAAGACGGCAGACGAGGAGACCAAACGCCAAGUCAAAGCAUAUGGAAAAGAAGGUGUGAAGAUGACCUUUGUUGACCGGAUCUUCGUAGGCGAGCUUACCAACACGAUAAUGUGCGAAGAGUGCGAGCAUAUCUCAACAGUGAAGGAAGCCUUCAUAGACAUCUCUCUACCAAUCAUAGAGGAGAGGAUAUCAAAACCGUCCAACCCGGGUCGCCUGGGGAAGGGCAGCCGGGAGCAGGACAUCCACGCAGCCCACAGUGAGCAGGUUCUUUCAGCAGCGCACUCUGUCAACAAGAACUCCAGGAAGCUCAGCGGACCGAAACAACUCAACAGACGACCGUCCAGCUCCGUGGAGGAGAAGGGAGCGGCCUGCUGUGCCGAGCGGGGCGAAGAGGAGGCGAUUGCCGGCGGCUCAGCGCGCGGCGUCUCCGUGUGCAAGAUGGCGGCGGCGGGCAGCCUGUCAGACGGCAGCGAGAGAGAUUCUGGCGCCCAGGACAGCAGCAACGACGCCGACAGCGAGGCGUCCGAGAGCGAGUGGGCACCGCGCGGCGCCGCCUCCGGUCACGGCCACGCCUCCACCCCGUCAUCCACCUCCACCCUCACCCCUUCCCCCACGCCCGCCUCCUCCUCUUCCCCCGCGUCGUCGUCGGCUUCCGCUAAGCAGGGCGGCGCCGUGGAGCAGCUGGUCACCGCGGUUUCUAAAGUCAACCUGGGCUUCUCUUCUUCUCCGGGGGACAUGUCCGCGUCGGGUCACUGUCCCCCUGAGGAGCUGGGCGAUGGCCAGAGCCGAGACCAGCAACACCACUACCACCACCAGGGGGCGUUCCAGGCCCUGUCGCACAGUUACACUCCUACCUCCAAAGAGUGCUCCAUCCAGUCCUGCCUGCACCAGUUCACGUCGGUGGAGCUGCUGAUGGGCAACAACAAGCUGCUCUGUGAGAACUGCACCGAGCGCAGGCAGAAGCAGCUGCGCAAGAGCGGCGCUGCAGAUAAGAAAAUUGAGAAGAUUUACACCAGCGCCAGGAAACAGAUGCUGAUAUCCUUGCUGCCUCCUGUCAUCACGCUGCAUCUGAAACGCUUCCACCAGAUCUGGCUCCUUUCUGCUCUGCGUCCUGCAAGAACCUGGCUGCCGGCGAGCGCGUCCUCUACAGCCUGUACGGCAUCGUGGAACACAGCGGCUCAAUGCGGGGCGGCCACUACACCGCAUACGUCAAAGUGCGAGCCCCUCAGAGGAGAACGGAGCAGCGCCACAAGAACCUGUCAGGUGCAAAGGAGGCCGGCGGCAGCUCCCAGGGCCAGUGGGUGUACGUCAGCGACACCACCGUUCAGACUGUACCCGAGUCCAGAGUACUCAGCUCUCAGGCAUACCUGCUCUUCUACGAGGAAAUGCUGUGAUCCUCCGCAUCGCUCUGCUUCUUUUGAUCUAUUUUUGGUUUUAGAAAAAAAACAAAAAACAAACCUCAACACAGCUCCUCAUGCAGUUCGAAUACAGGAAGAGAAGAAGAAGAAGAAAAAAAAGGGAAGCGUCUAUCUUCUUAACUGGACAUUUUCAAACACGAAGAAUAUGCAAGGAAAAAGAGAAAAAGUAAAUGUCGACACCAUCUGGAUAUUACCUAGAAUUUCAUCUCAGAUCCUGAAUUCAAAUCUCCCGUCUCCUGGGAGCGCGCUUCAGAGAAAGACUUGGCGCUAGAUGGUAUUUCUAAUUAAUCUCGGCAAGUCUGAAUACCUUCCUGAAGGUAUAAAACGCAUGACGGAGUUUGCUACCGUAACGAACUAGCAACUAGCAGAAUCAAUGCAUGCCUACCCGCAGUCUGCACUGACUUGUUGAUGUCAAUACAUUGUGUGUCAGAAUGAAUGAUUGAAAGACAAAUGAAUGUAGCUGAAAGGUGCUACGACUAUCAGUUUGGGCAGUUACAGUAAAUAUAUCAAUAUAUUUCGUCUAUAGUGUCUGUGUUUAUGCUACUCUGAAUUACACGAUAAUAUUGCCAAGUUGCUCUUCCAAGAUCUGUUUGUCUGCAGCUUCUUUAACGUUGCCAUCGCUUGUAUCCCAUCAUGCACUUGCGAGAGGAGAAUCACUGUCUGGUAUGAGAUUAGCUGCAGCGCUAUUUCAAUUUUAAGGUCGCUGUGGGUUAUUAGGGCAUUUGUUAAAGAGUAGUUGUCAGAAGAACACAGGGUCCAAUUUUGCUUGUCAUUCAGUAAUCCUGGCAAAAUGGAAGAAAAUGUCACUUCUGUUACGCUAAUAGUCUCCGGUUUAUGCUUUGAAAAGUUCAAAACGACUUAAUCAGCAAUUUUACCUCAUAUUUAUUUUAAAAUACAAUUUUUGUUGCUUCAAAAAGUUGAUUAGAGGUAUGUGUGUGGCUGCGUUCAUCCCGCCUUGCGAAGCAAAACUUCACAUCGAGUCAUUAUGUGUUCAAUCAGCGGGGAAACGAAUGAAACAAAAUAAAAAAAGAGAAAUAAAGUUAAGUCUUCUUCCCUCUGAAACAACUUCUAUUCUGAAGGUUGUUCUUAAUUAGAGCGACCUGGUAACACUCAGGUGUGGGCCUAUUGCUCGCCACAUAUCGCCAUCUGAUUACCGAUUGGUCGAGCCUAAAGUUUGACGACUCCUCAUUUCUUGAUAUUUCUUUACGUCUUUUUUUUUCUUUCUGCUGUACAGCAAGGACAAAACAAUACAUUAUGAGACAGAAACAUAUCAAUGUAAGUUGUCCUUGUGUUGGUAAUAAUGAGAAACCUGCUAAUAUUACUAAAAACAAAUUGUAUUACCUUUUAAGAGCAGUUUCUCUUAAGUCUAUUUGCUUUUUAUUUCAUAGGAAUGCACAAAUGUCAGACUUUCGUGACCGAGUUUGCCAAAGACACAUUUUUGCAUCGGGUGUGGAGCUUGCUGUGACUAAAAGCACUCAAGCAGAAAUGAUGUGUUUUACAGAGCUGCAGAUGUUAUCUUCCUCCAUAAGAGCGAGCAAAAUUAAACACUCUUCAUAUCUAAAGAAAUCCACAAAGGCUGGUUUGGAGGGGAAAUGAAUGUAUUGCCUUAUUUUGGCGUCGGAGUACUGUUUUUGUUCUCGCUUGCUCGCCAGUCACUUGCCACCAAUGUAUGAAGAGCGAUCAGACUAUCGGGUCACGACCUUCAGUUUAAAGAAAAAAAGGAUGAAUUCAGUGCCUCUGCCUUCAUAUUAACAAACGUGCGCGCGAUGAGAAUAAAAUACUUGCAGAGUAAAUUAAACAGGGAUGUGUGUGUGUGUUUUAUUUAUUUACAGUGUGUAGAAUUUUCUGUCGGCAGAAACGGCACAAAAUGUGUGUAAUUUGUAUAAAAGAGAGAUGGUACAAAAACUCAUGGUGCUUUAGGGGUGAAAGAUCCCCAACCCCCCCCCAUUUGAAUUGAAAGUAAGAAAAACUGAAGUCCUGUAACUCUUCAAUGAACCUUCUGGAAUCAGUAUAAAACUCAUUGUAUGGAAAUAAACCUGAUUUAUGAACUG